This is a messenger RNA of Sphenostylis stenocarpa, 243 nucleotides long. The record is from the annotation of a GenBank genome assembly. NCBI's taxonomy places the organism in Eukaryota, Viridiplantae, Streptophyta, Magnoliopsida, Fabales, Fabaceae.
AUGGGUGAUGAAGAUGACUGUGAACGUGUUUUCAAGCGGUUUGAUGUGAAUGGCGACGGCAAGAUCUCGUUGUCGGAGCUUGCAGAAGCCCUCAAAGUGUUGGGCUUAACCACACAGGAGGAAGUUGAACGUCAAAUGGCAGACAUUGAUCAAGAUGGCGAUGGUUAUAUUACGUUGGACGAGUUGAUUGAAUUUCGAAUCGCCAACCCUAGCUUGAUGAACGAUGUUCUCAAGCGACUCUAA